UGUCCCACCUAAUCCCCACAGAGCAGUCCAUCUCAGUCAAUGACAUUAUCUAUAUUGAAUAAACAAUCAGCAGCCUCACAAUCUGACACAACAGUUGAGGGCGUCUCGCAGAACUGUAUUUCACAACGUUUUUCUGUUUGCAGUUUCAACAAAUGUGUAUUAUCCAAUUAAGACGAGUAGUCAGCUUGUACAAUGUAUAUUUUACUUGAGUAUUUCCAUUUGCUGCUUGUACUCCCAAAUGGAAAUACUGUAUGGUAGUAGUUAAUAUUUGACUGCUUGAAUUAAUGAUUUUGUUUUACAUCAAAACAUGUCAAUUUGAUAAAAUACAAGACAUUGCUAAUUUAACUGCCCAAUAGAGAACUAUAAAGCUCAUCUCAGCUACAACAUUACAAUCCUUCUUCUGCAUCAUAGUACAAGACAAUUAAUAUACAUAAGUCUGUCAGUGGCCAUUCUGCUGCAUGAUGGUAACUUUAUUUCUUCGUAAAAGUAGAAGAAGUUUAUAUUUUUGGUAAUACUAAUACUUCAGUCAGACUUCACACACAUGACUUAUAGUGUUUCUAUUGUUCUGAAGUAUCUUAAUACUUCUUCCACUACUGUUUAGGGUGCAUUAUUAUUUACCAUCUUUUCCUAUCUGAAUAAUGCAUUCUACUCCCUAAAUGUACCGUAUCUUAAAGAAAAUGGACAUUUGAAUCAGAACUCUGAACAAAAAAAGGUCACUGUGACGAGUCAGUGCACACAAAAUGUUGCUCUUAAAACAUAUGCUGUGGUCUACUUUUAUUUUGUAAAAUGCAGCUGUCUUCAGUUGAAUCAGGACACGUUCAGUUCAUUAUCUUUGAAGGAUGUAUCCUGAGAAAGCGUUCCCACUCUGAGCUGGUCGAGCAGCCUCGGUGGGAUGGGGGCUCUGUGACAUCCCCGCUUUCGUUUCUCCGCACACACCCCCUCCAACCCUCCGCGCUGUGCGCAUGGACCGCGCGCAUUACCAUAUGCUCCCGUGUGGUUGUAUUGUCUCUCAAAUUAAAUAAUGGACGAGUGAUUCGAAGGCAGCGGCUGAGCGGCAUGGAUGCCCGUUGACUGAAGGAGCUGCCUUUAUGGAUUGGAGCUCAUCGCCGCCAGAGCAGAUCUGGGGAGAGUCUGAGAGGUGAGGCGGCGUUUUUAGCCGAUUGUGUGCGGAGGUGACACCGCAGCGGAAGACCAUGGCGCUCACCGGGUAUCUCAACAAAGCACGAGCCGGGUUCAUGAGCCGGAUCUGAAUUAAAAUCCUCCUUCGGUUGCAAUGCCGUCAUUUUCUCUUUAGGGUUGUUUUCAUCAAGCAUCCGUCCAUCCUCCGGUGUAAUACAGUCCUGGCUUUGUCACACACAGUGUAGCCGUCUGCAUGCUGUAUGGAUCGGGGCAUAUUGCUAUUGCAUUUAAACUGGGAUGCCACAUUCCACCGGAUGUUUCUCAUUUCCCCCAAAUGCAUUCAUAAUGUAAUUUUGUGGUGAAGUGUAUGGACAAUGACGCGUUUCUAGAGGCUAAUUGUGGCCUACUUUGCACACAUUGCAAUACAGUAGCACAUAUUUAAAGGGCCCAAAUGUGCAUCUGGGGCAAUAGGGCCUGGGAUACACUUAAUGUUGCAGAGAUUACAUUAAUGCUGAACAAUGACCGAAUGCAUGACUUUCAAUAAUCACAAUGUUAUGCGUCAAAUACAGUACAAGAGUCAGUCCACUUACUAUUCAUUCGGACUAAGUGAUUGUAGUGCCCCCAGUUUAAAUUCUCUGUGGACUGUGUGGUAUUGUAUGUAGGCUACUGCAUCACCAAAUCCCUCCCACAUACAGGGAGACUCACUGUUACUAUAAAUGGGCCGUCCCACUGAUAUAUUCACACAGUCCAAGCAGUCGUAUCGUGAAAAAGUAGUAGUAUUGUUACCUGGCCCACCCCAAUGAUGCAGCAUGUCGACUAUUUAACCACAGAGUGCACUUGUAAACUAUCAGCAUGCACCAACUGUCUUUACAUUUUCUGAUGGAGCAGCUGGUGAAGGAAUGUACACAUGAAGACAGGAAGGGGGAGUAAAGGACGAAGGGAUAUGCAGUCCUGUUUGAGCCGCGGCUGCUGCGGUCAGUGCUCACAGGGGUUUAUCGUAAAUAUAACCAGGUUGAGGGAAGAAGAAUUCUACAACAACUGUCAGGUUUGGGUUGGGAGACGGAAGGAAAGCCUGAGAGACUCAGUUAACUUUAAGCCUCAGUGGCUCCUCCUAUCCCUCCUCUCCCCUGAAGACCUCCAAUUCCCUAAAGAGGUGCAAAUGAGAUAAUGCACUUUCAGUGAAAUGAUUUGAGUGCCUUUUUUCAUUUCUGGAAGAGCUCUCGCCUUUUACAAAGCUAAUUGUGUAUGCUAGUUUACACAUCUCUACCUGUUGUGAAUAUUGUUGUACCGUUUAAAAAUGUUAAUGGUUUAUUUAUCCCUCUCUCUCAUAGUGUUUAAUGUGUGCACACCUUUGUUUUGUUUCUCUGGACAGUGCUGUGGAAGAGCAGACUUCAUCCAAGAUCCCAGGUCACAUGACAGGUACAUAGCUCUCUUUAAUAUAAGUAGUAGGCUUGUCCACGAUUCCACAAUUACUACAGCGCUUAAAGGAACGUGCUCCCUCUGCUUAGAUUUUUGCAGCGUUGACAACUCUCCUCCUCUCCAGCUUCACACACUCAAGCAGUUUGAACAGCACCUGAAUGACCUGAAGAAGGAGAACUUCAGCCUCAAGCUCCGCAUCUACUUCCUGGAGGAGAGGAUACAGCAGAAGUACGAGGAGAGCAGUGAGGAUGUCUAUCGUACGAACAUCGAGCUGAAGGUGGAAGUAGAGAGCUUGAAGCAGGAGCUCCAGGAGAAACAGCAGCUUUUGGACAAAGCACUCAAAACAGCAGAGAGCUUGACCAAUCACAAUGAGGCAGAGCUGCAGAGACGGUGUCGGGAGAGACAGCAGGAAAUCGACCACAUGGAGCAAGUGCUUGAGACUAAGAUUCAGCUCCUGCAGGAGGAGGCCCAGCUAGCACGCAGCGAGGCUGAGCGGAUGGCUCCGCUGGCUGGAUCGCACUCCAAUGCCUCCCUGUUCUCCCUAGACACCCCCAUGGAGGACACCCCAGAGGACGAGAGGCCUCGAAGCAUCCUCUCCCCAUCCAACACCAACAAAGACAGGUUAAUAGAGGAGCUGACUAAAGACCUCUGCUCCAAGGAGACGCUCAUCACCGAGCUGAGCGGAGAGAAAACAACACUCACACUCAGGGUGGGAGAGCUGGAAGGACAAGUUCAAGAGCUGUCUUCAUCUCUGCUCCAGAAGGACAAGGAUGUGGAUUUUUAUCACGAGGAACUCGGCCGAGAGAGGCUGCGCAUCGAACAGGAGAUGCAGAGCCUCGUUGAGCAGCAGCAGACUCAACUGAACCAGUUUGAGUGUGCAGCCAGUCAAUGUGUCAGCGAGCUGCAGAAGGCCCAGCUCCAGGUCCAAUCCCUGCAGGCCAAGAUCCACGAGAGCGAGGCCAACAAUAUGAAACUGCAGGAGAAGCUGAGUGAGAUGGAGUGUGAGCUGCGUUCGAUCCGCCAGGCUGCUCAGAGUCAGGAGCGAACCAUUCAGGGUCUCACAGAGUCCAUCAGCACCAAAGACAGUGAGGCCCAGGAUCUGUACCAGCUGAUGGAAGGGCAGAACACCACUCUGUGUAAGCUGAGAGAAAUGGUCCACCACAACCAGCUUGCUCAAGUUAAGGUGCCAGAGGGGGUCAGCGAGUAUGUGAUGCUUGCCCAGCUGCAGACCGAGCUGGUGGCGGUGCAAAGCUCCUUGUUCUGCCUCGGUCUGGAGCUGGAGGCCAGCCAGAGGAGUCUGAGACGGAGCCAGAGGCAAGGAGAUGACCUGUCGAGGUUCAAGGACAGACUCGACUCCGAUCUACAGGAGGUGCAGCAGUACAGGGAGGUCACUGAGAAGCACAACCAGGACCUGCUCUCUGCCCUCCAGAAAACCCGCUCUGAGCUGCAGGCUAGAGAAGCGGCUCUGAAGGACGCCGAGGUGGAGAGACACACUGUGGUGCAGGAGAAAGACAGGAGCAUCGCACAGCUCAAACACUCGCUGCAGGACAAGGAGCGACAGCUACAGGAGUACUCUGAGAUGUUGGAUUCAACAGGAAGCUCCAAACCAAGAGAUUUCCUGCUGGAGAAACUUAAAGAGCGUAUUAAGGACAGAGACGGAGCUCUGGAGCGCGCCAUUGACGACAAGUUCCGCUGUGUUGAGGAGCGUGAGGGCCAAGUGAGGAGGCUUCAGCUCGCCCUCAGGGAGAAGGAGCGGGACCUGGAGAGACUCCGCUGCAUUCUGUCCAACAACGAGGAGACCAUCACGAGUCUGGACGCCCUGGUGCGGGGCAAAGAGCUGGAGCUGGAACAGGCGGCAGAGGCCUACAGGAACCUCCAGUGGCUGAAGCAGCAGAGCGAGGAGAAGGAGAGAAACACUCUGAGGGAGAAGGACACCAUCAUCCGCCAGCUCCAGGCAGCUCUACAGACACACAGCCUGGAGGCACAGGAUCUCACGGCCACCCUCGUGGCCCGAGUCCAGGCCGGGCCCACUGAGGUUGUCGAGGAUUUGAAAGCUCGGCUGGCACUGAAAGAAAAACUCUUCCAGGAGCUGCUCUCGGACCGCAGCCGCCAGUCCAAUGAGCACCAAGCACAGGUCCAGGAAAUGCUCAACACUCUGAGCUCCAAAGACCAGUACCUGCAGGACUACGCCUACCGGCUCUCCCUUGUGAUUGGCGAGCGGACUGGCCAGCUGCAGGAGCUCCGCAGACAGCUGUCAUCUCGAGACCGAGAGCUGUGCGAGAUGAAACGGGACAAGGAGAGGGAGAUGGGAGGAGAGGCGCAGCACCUGCGGAGUCUGCUCAAAGAGAAAGAAGCCUUCAUCAAGGAGCUGAUGCUGAGCCAGGAGGAGGCGAUGCAGCCAUCCUCCAAAGAGAGUGAGGCAGAGAUGACGGCUCUCCACGAAGAGUUGCAGCUAGUGCUGAAGAAGGAGAGGGAGGCUCAGAAGGAGCUCUCUGCUCUGCGUUCAUCCUUGGCUCGCCAGCAGGACAACAAGGACAGCGCUGAUCAUCAAUGUGUGUUGGAGCAGCUUGUGUCCGAGUACAACAAGCUGAAUGACGCCCUGAGGGUGGAGAAGAGAUUAUACCAAAAUCUCACACACAUUCAGACCAAGUGUGACAGCUCUGAGAAGAUCCAGGCCCUCCACACCGAGCUAGACUCGGUUCAGGCGCUCCGCAGACAGCUGGAGGAGGUCCUGGCCAGGACCCGUAACAUGGCCCUGGCGCAGGAGCGGGCAGCUAAAAAGCAGCGUGACUUUGGAGAGCUCAGCACAGACGAGGAAGGGGAGGAGGAGGAGGAGGAAGGAGACGAUGAAGAUGGCACCAGUGACGACUUUACGGACAGCAUAGAGGAGGACGAUGACAAAGUGACGGCCAGAAGUUUGGCCUCCAUUCAGGCGUGUGGAGCUGAGGGUGUGAUCGGGCCGCUGGUGUCCCAGAGAGCUGACGUGAAGCAGCUCGAGGAAGCAAGGAAGACACUUGAAGGCCAGCUUGAGGAGAUACGGUCACAGCUGGAGAGGGAUGGAUACUCCUCCGUGGCUCAGAUGAGGAGUGCACUGCAGAGGCUGCAGCAGGAGAACCAGACUUUGAAGGAAACCAGAGGACGAGCUGGAGCGGUGGUCCUGAGGACAAACCCAGAGAGGAAUCACAGGAGCUUGAAUCAGGAAGAGGAGGAGCAUGUUCAGGAAUCCGAUAAAGAGGAGGAAACAUCUCCAAAGCCGGUGGGAAAGCGAGGUCAUCCGCGUGUUAGUCUGAGUGAGGAGCGCGGGAAGAGGCACUGCAAGGGUCCACACCCUCUGACGCCCCCUCGUCACACACACCGGCCGGAGACGGGGGUGGAGUCCGCUGGUGACAGCAGCAAGGAGGGCGCGCUCUGGCAGGACAGAGACGAGGGUCUUCGUGAGCAGGCGGCCCGCCUGACCUCUGAUCUGGCCCUGAACCAGCAGGAGAACAGAGAGCUGCUGGAGAGGCUGAUGGUGUCCGAAGCCACGGUCCACGCUCAGGCUGAACAACUGAAGGAUUACAGAGUUCUGCUCACGGAGACGUCGGUGCAGCAGGCCAGUAAGCAGGUGCAGGUGGAUCUCCAGGAUCUUGGUUAUGAGACUUGUGGUCGCAGUGAGAACGAAGCGGAGAGAGAAGACGCCAGCAGCCCCGAGUUUGAUGACCUGGAGAUGUGCACGUCGCUGUCCAAUCAACAGGACUAUGAGGGCGCGGACGGCAGCUGGUUCGCUGGCAGCAGUAACGCGGGUGCUUUUGAAAUGGAGGACGAGUCGGCGCCUCUGCAGCAUCUGGUCCAGGAUCUGCGCUCGCAGCUGAGCAGCUGCCACAAGGUGAUCCGCGGGCUGCAGCUGCGUGUCCGCUCCCUGUCCACCACCAGCGACUACGCCUCCAGCCUGGAGCGAACCCCACGCAAGGUAAACUGGGCCUUUGAGACAUCGCCGGCACCCAGCGGGGUGGAAGAGGACGAAGGCUGGAUGUCUGACACCCAAGGCAUUCCCUCAGGGCCCAAACCCAGCAGGGAACUGCAAGAACUGAUGGCGCGAGUUGCGUCACUGGAGGCUCAACUGAAGAGCUCCAGACUGGAGGACAAAAGCCAAGCAGAGGAGGGGAAAUGUGCCACCUGGCCUGGGAAGUACAACUCUCUGAUCCAGGCACAAGCUCGUGAGCUGUCCCACCUCAGGCAGAGGAUAAGGGAGGGGCAAGGAGUCAGCCAUAUCCUCACCCAGCACCUGGGCGAUACCACCAAGGCCUUCGAGGAGCUGCUGCGGGCCAACGAUAUAGAUUACUACAUGGGUCAGAGCUUCAGACAGCAGUUGUCACAGAACUCUGCCCUGGCACAACGAGUGCUGGCCAAGAUCAGCGGACGCGAGCGUGCAGAGAGCCAUGAUGACAAGAAAGGCCAUGAGUUGCUCGCCCUUCGGCUGAGCAAGGAGCUUCAGCAGAAAGAUAAAAUCAUCGAGUCCCUCCACACCAAGCUGCAGCAGCGCCCUGAGACCCCGUCCAGCUGCCAUGCCCUCUCGGAGACCACCGACCACUCAGACAGGACGUCCUUGGUGUCCGAUGAGUCCAGAACCAACGAAGACUUGGAGCUGUGCUCGGAUUUAGACGCCAGAGAAUAUCAGGAGGAGCACGGGCUGCAGCAGCCGGGUCAAGGAUCAGAACAACAAGUCCAUCCAUCGAUCCUUCCUCCUCAUGGCUUCCUUAAGUCCUCCAGCAGCUGUCCCAACAUGCAUUGCUCAGCCCCUGUGGGUUUGACCAGUCAGUCCUCUCGAGCCCUUUUCAGAGAGUCCAUCUCCUACUCUGUCCCCUCUGGCCCUGACGUCUGGGGUCGAGAAGUCAUUUCUGACCCCCGGCCCAGGGCCCUGUCUGUGAUUGCUGUUCGCCCAGAGCUGGACAUGCUGUACAAACGGAUGAAUGAGCAGAAUAGGGGCUUUGCAGUUCCCCACGACAAGGCUCAGUUCAGUCACUCAGCGGGGGCCCACAUCCAGCACAACCUCUCCGGCUACAGCCAGCAAUCCCAUCAUGCCUUUCAACAGUACCAGCUGGGCGGCAUUCCCGAAGGCCACUCGAUAAAGUCUGACUCUGGUCUCGUGACCGGACGGUCUUUGUGGGACAUGGAAAACAUGGUGCCGCAAGUCGGUGGCUACUCUGGAUCGUCAGGACACCAGCAGGGAAGCAGCCAUGCAGGGGUACAUUUAAUAGAGGAGCACCUGCGGGAGGUUAGGAUUCUCCGUCAGCGCCUAGAGGAGUCCAUGAGGACCAAUGAUCGGCUCCGAUUGCAGCUGGAAGAGAGACUGGCCUCAACCGGGCGCGGUGGAGGGGCACCAACAAACAUCUACAUUCAGGGACUGGACUCUGUCACUCAGCUGUGCAAUGAGAUCCGAAUCCUGAAUGAAGAAAACCUGGGACUGAAGUCCCGCCUGCAGGCCAGCACAGACACAUGUGAGGAGGUGGUGCAGUUGCGGGAGGCGGUGUUUACAGCAUGCGCCCGCCUGAAACAAGCAGAGCUGGAGGCAGAGCAGUGGAAAGAGGAGCUGAGACGACUUCAGGCUCACGCGCAGGAGCAAGGACAGCAGAUCCACAUAUUGAGGCAGGAACGGCAGGCCAGUCAGGAGAAAACCAACAGGCUCCAGCAUGAGGUGUCUCUCCUGCAGCAGCAGCUGUGUGAGAGCAGAGAGCUCAUCCACUCCCUGCAGGGGGAACUACAAGUGUACGAUCAAGUGUGCUCCAGCACGAAGGCCAACAAAAGCUUCCUGUGUGAGCUGCCAGGUCUCCCGGUGGAGCUGGGGGAGCUGCUCGGGGAGGUGAGGAGCCUGCGAGCUCAGCUACAAAACAGCGUCCAGGAGAACGGCGCCCUCAAACAACUGGAGCUCCACAAGCAGCUUGAGCAGAAGCUGGGUGUCGGCUCCCCUCGGACGCCCUCCCUCUCCGCCCUCACCGCCAGCCCCCAGAGGGAGAACUUCUACAGGCGACAGCUGCUGCACGACCCAGCUCCGUCUCCACCGGUCAGGGACAUUGGUCUGUUUCACUGUGGAUCUCCUGGUCCUCCCUACUCAUACCUGGACGACAGCCAUAGCACGACCAAUGCGCUUGAAUCCCCAACGGACCUUCUUGAACCUCACUCCGAGCUGGAGGGGGAGGCCCCUGACGGAUCAUUUGCAAACCGCAACGGCCGCCACGCCAUCGGUCAUGUGGACGACUUCAGCGCUCUGCAGCAGCAAGUCCUGGAGGGCGGCGGCCUUGUCCAGCGCAUGGAGACGACCCUGCAGGCCUUCCUCGGCCCACCGCUGCUGGAGGGCCCCCAGAGGCAGAGCAGCGGGCUGGUCCUGGACUAUGGCUGUGUGAAGAGUCUGCUGUCCAACACCAAGACCCUGAGACAGAUCCUGGAGGAGGCGAUGUCCCUGCUGAAGAUGUUCUGGAGAGCAGCUCUGCCCAGCACUGAUCCCUCCUUCCAAAACCUUAAGAAGGAGCAGUGUAUGCAGGAAGAGCUCUUAUCCCUGAAACUGCGUAUGUCAGAGCAGGAUGAGGUUCUUAAAGGGACGGUACACAGACUGAGGAGCACCAGCCGCACCAAGGAGAACAUGGAGCACUUCAUCGUCAACCAGCUGUCAAGGACUCGUGAUGUGCUGAAGAAAGCAAGGACAAAUCUAGAGAAGAAUGAGCUGAGACUUUCCUCUCUAAGCUCCUCCUCUUCCUCUCCUUAUGCUGCUGAGGACCCAGGAGGGGCUGCCGGAGAGCGGCCUGCUGAUCGCAGUUUCCUGAAGACCAGCGGUGCUUCCGGAGCUGCAGCCAAUCAACGUCCAGCAGCGAGGAAGCGCAGCAGCCAAUGCCUGCUUUAACACUUUUAAAGAACCAGCCUCAAUGUUACCACCUCUGACCUCUAACCUCGAUGCCAAACCAGCCCCCCUCCUUCCACCCCACCACUCUUGUCCCACCCAACCACCCUGGCCUCAGUCCAGCCAUGAGAGUGCUUCCCCUCGUCCCUCCUCCAGGCUAUACGUGCGCAGUAUAAUCUGCCCCUCGAGCCUGACCAAACCCCCUUCAUCCGCUCGCCAAUUUUCUGUCACCCUCUACCCCUCCCCCCCACCACAUGUAUUAUUGUCUUUGAGUGAUACAGUGGGCAGUACGCCUCGUCGUGUGUGACUAAAGAAGGUGUUUGAAAUGGCCCUCCGGUGGUUUCAGUGAAGUGCGUCCUACUGACGGAGCUGGUUGAGGAUGCUCCCAGACACUGAUCUCAGAACAGGUGUGUGUGUGUGUUCUCAAUCUGGUUCCACUAAAGGCCUUUUGGCUUUUUUGGGUUGUAUUAUAGAAACUUUCAGGAACAUUAUAUCAGAUUAAGGAGAUUACACUUUAAGAGGGAGGAUUUACAGAUUUUUUUUAAUGAACCGUAGACUUAAGAGAAUUCAACUUGCGAGUUAAAAUCUAAAGGUUUCUAUAGUACACCCCCUGAUCUGUAUCUAGGAGCAUCCUCUCUUGAGAGCCAGGCAGCUCGCGGACGGAAGAAAUGUUCAAGCAUGUUUAAGAGAGGUCACUCAGUGUGAUCGAAAACAGCUCACUCAAAGACAAGUCACCCUCUAUUUGACUGCCACAGAAUUGCAAGUUUACUUCUUGUGGCACUUCUAUCCACAAGGACUCUUUUCUUUUGCAAAUGCAAUGCAAAAAACAAUGACACCCACGAUGUAUCACACAGUGGAGGAAUGUAGAGGACGGAGGCGGUCACUGCUAAGUAAGAGUGUACUGGUUGUAUCUAUAUUUGUGGAGGAAGCUCAUGAAUGAUUUGUCAGGGGAUUUUUUUAAAAGCAUAACAAAAGCCAGCGAAAAAGUUCCAUUUGAGUCACAAGCCUCCUCUUUUAGGGUCCUAAUGGUGCUUUUCUUGGCACCUACCUAUAAUUUAAUGCUCAAACCAACCGGUCCAGCACAGGAUGGACACAGGAAUAUGUAAAAACAUCUAAAAAAGAGGUUAAAGUGCUCAAAUGGAACCAGGCUAAACACGCGUAUUCAAGCUCCUCUGUAGGAGUUCUCAAAAGAGCAUGUGCAAUAAGGAUGUUUCUUGAAUGAUAAUGCUGCACCGGGUUUAUUUCUUUGCUUGACACUGGAUUAUUAGUCACACUCAUAAUAACGUUAGGACACGAUCAGUGUUACGUACCUUUUACCAGACUGUUGAUGCAUGACCCAGAUUGUAAAAUCUAAACUAUGAACAGUGGAUUGCCAAUACUUGCCAAAGUUUGAACGUUGAACUCUUCACUUUGACUUGCCUUAUCCAUGCGAAUGACAAACCCAGGUCGGAUCAGACCGGAGGGUCAGCGAGUGGUCUUUAUUCCCAGGGCCCGCCGAACCAGAGACGGUAACCGGUAGACAGCCGGUUCAGUAUAUUUUGAAUUGUGCGACCGACAUGAGAUCCUUUUUUGGACCAAAACUCAACAGAGUGGAUUUUUCCCACUUGGCCAGAUGCUAUUGUCUUUCUGUUUGUUCUCUUGGUUCAGUCCGUCUUCGCAUUCCCAUGGCAAUGGCAACAUAGGUUAUCAAGUUCUUAUAGAUGAUGCAAACUUUGGCAGGCUACUGGUGGGAUCAUCGAUUCCUUUAUUCACGCACUUCUAACAGUUCACAUUUAGUUUGAUGAGUUCUUGCUGUACAUUUGCCAUUUUACGCUGUAAAUAACCGCCUUUUUCUGGAUGAACUUUUGAGUUUGUGUGUGCCUGUGUGUGUGUGUGUGUGUUUGAAAAAACAUCCAACAUUUGCUUUUUGCAAAGUUGAUUUUCUGGGUAGCUGUGCAAUAGCUUUUGAUGUUUUAUUUUGAUGUUAAACAUCAUCGUAAUACGAGUAUGAUUGUUGCAUUUACUUCCUGCAAUGUAUGAUUUAUAUGUUAGAGGAGUAUGUCACUUUGAAUCAAGUAGUCACAUAGGCUGAUGAGGAAUCACAAACUAUGCCUUCAUGAUAUCUAAGUCACUGACCCCAAUACCAUCCCCCGAUAACAAAGAUCUGAUUGAUGUUGCAUUGCUUGCCUUUACAUUUAUUAGCUUGAGAGCUUCCACCUGCUCUCAUUGGUUGGCCUUGAAGUAGCGCUCAUCUACCUGAGAUCUGCCAGAUUAGGUUUUGUUUGCGCUCAAAUCUUCACAAGACAACGGUUGGCGAAUAUUUCAAUAGAGAUUAAAAAAAAGUUUGAUAUUUCCUUCUGAAAUUUAAGAAGUUAAAAGGAAAAAGUUUUGAAGAAUUGUCUACUGUUAAUGUUUUGGAAAGAUUCUGAAACGUUGGAUCCACAAAGCACCUUGUUAGAGCGUCGACGAGCCUUUUUGCUAUUUGUUAUGAAGAAGGGAAUCAAACGGCAGUUUGAGACAAUGCAGUGUUGCUCCUGAGUUUCGUAUGUAUAUAUAGUGCUAUUUGAUUGGUGCAGCUUUUAUGUGAUAGGGAAGCAUUUUUUUCUGAGUUUGUGUAUAAUGAACGAGAAAGCCGAUACAGGACUCGUCUGGAUCCCGUCUCUGAUGACAGUUAACAAUGUGCUGUGAGGUCAAACGUCUUAUCAGAAUACGAUCUGAGAAAGAAUUAAUAAAACACUUUAAAAGCU
Molecule: messenger RNA, 12135 nt
Organism: Pseudoliparis swirei
Lineage: Eukaryota; Metazoa; Chordata; Actinopteri; Perciformes; Liparidae
Product: myomegalin-like
Exons: 47
Coding region: 2417-9412 (2331 amino acids)
Cellular component (GO): nucleus; microtubule organizing center
Molecular function (GO): zinc ion binding
Source: RefSeq, a predicted model, not a curated record